CGUUGCUCCCGGUGUGACGUAUUUUCCUGUGACGCGUAGAAAUUUUAAACUCUCGUCCUUCUCAGUGAUGGCGGCUUCGUUUCGUUCUCCUUCUACAAACUGUAAUAACAAAUGGUACUACACACGACAACAGAUUGACGACAGCCCAUCACGGCGUGCUGGACUAGAUCCCGAUAAGGAACUGUCCUACAGACAACAGGCGGCCAACCUGCUCCAGGACAUGGGACAGCGACUCAAUGUGUCCCAACUUACAAUUAAUACAGCUAUUGUGUACAUGCAUCGAUUCUACAUGGUCCAGUCUUUCACCAGAUUUCACAGAAAUGUUAUUGCUCCUGCCGCUCUCUUCCUCGCUGCAAAAGUUGAGGAGCAGCCCCGGAAGCUGGAGCAUGUUAUCAAGGUGGCCCAUGCAUGCCUCAAUCCUCAGGAGCCUUCACCAGAUGUGCGCAGUGAUGCCUACCUGCAACAAGCCCAAGACCUGGUCAUUCUUGAGAGCAUAAUACUCCAGACCUUGGCUUUUGAAAUCACUAUUGACCAUCCACACACUCAUGUUGUGAAGUGCACGCAGCUUGUCAGAGCGAGUAAGGAUCUGGCCCAAACGUCAUACUUUAUGGCUACCAACAGUCUCCACUUGACCACUUUCUGCCUGCAGUAUAGUCCACCAGUUGUGGCCUGCGUGUGCAUCCAUCUCGCCUGCAAAUGGUCCAACUGGGAAAUCCCUGUGUCUACAGACGGCAAACACUGGUGGGAGUAUGUUGAUCCCACAGUCACCCUCGAAUUGCUGGAUGAGCUCACACAUGAGUUCCUGCAGAUCCUGGAGAAAACACCUAGCCGGUUGAAACGGAUUCGCAACUGGAAGGCUGGAGGUCAAACACCAAAAGUCAAGCCAAAAGUCCAGGAGGAGGGUGACCAGAGGGACACUAUGAUGAGCAUGAUCUCUAUGGCCUCAUCAGAGAGCACUGUCGCAGGCCUGAUGAGCCUCUCAGCUCCGCCAUCUGCCUCUUCUUCUUCAUCCGUGGGUGAUAAGGAGAAGGGUGCAUCUGGCAGUGCUCAGACUUGGAGUGGAAAAAGCCAAGGAGGAUCUGAGCAGCAGCAGCCCAACCAUGAAGUCCACACCCCAGCUAAGGUAACGCUGAGUGAGUACCGUGCCAAGCAUGCAGAUGUCCUGGCUGCCCAGAAGAGGAAGCUUGAGAACAUGGAAGCUAGCGUGAAGAGGGACUAUGCCAACGCUGCCCAGGCUCUCAUUGGUCAGCAGCAAAGGAAAGAGAAGCAGCAGCAGCAACAGCAGCAUCACCAGCAGUCCAGCUCCUCUGACACGUCCAACCCUUCACCCAUUAUCCUGAAAAUCCCCCUGGAGAGGGAGAGGCAUGACAGGAGCACUCUAAAAAUGCGUUUCCCUGUAGCAGGGGGAGGAGGCAGUGGGCACAGCAGCAGUGGACGAGGUCAGGAUCAGGACAUCAAAGUCAGAAUACGAGUGCCUGAGAAGCAAAGAGGGAGUUCUGGAGAGGAGGGCAAGAGCAGGGACAAGCACAGGGAACGGUCUAACCACCACCAUCACCAUCACCACCACCACCACCAUUCUUCAUCUGGCGGUGCCUCGCUUUCUUCACAUAAACAUUCAUCCAGUUCCAGUGGGGCAUUAGGAAGCAGCAAAAAACUCCCCAGCGAUUCAUCUAGAACAGGUUCUUCAUCCUCCUCAGCCUCGCGUAAGAGGAUACACUCUCAAGAUCCCACAGCAGGCUCUCACCCUCCCUCCAAAGUCAGCAAGUCCUCUAGGAAUCCUUACCAGCUGCCAUCACUGUCUUCCUCCUCUGGGCAAACUGUGGGGCCCAGUCCCGACAUCCUCCCCACCAUUGGACUUCCCCACCACCAAGUGGGCUAUUCACACUCCAAAAGUGAUAAGACGGACACUAAUGGACACGGUGCAGCGGGUGGAGCCCAGUCGAACGAGUACCAGGACACUUUUGAAAUGCUGAACUCGCUUCUGAGCGCACAGGGUGUUCAGCCAUCCCAGCCGUCCAUGUUUGAAUACAGAUCCCAAUAUGGGGACUACCGCUACAGCGGUGGUUCCAGGGGCAACAACCCCAGGCCGCCACCCCUGCCUUCAGAACCCCCUCCGCCCCUGCCGCCAUUACCCAAAUGAGUUCCAGAUCAGGUGGUGGUAGUUGCGUUGUACGAGACUUCACAAACGUCCAUUUAAAGUAUUGUAUAGGAAGGCACCCAUCAAUUUUAAUGGGCUUCAGUGUGACACCAGAGAAAUGAGACAAGAGUUCUUUUUACAGUUGUGAGGCAAUAAUGAUAGGCUUCAAAAGCUUAUAAAAUAUGAGGACAAAAAUUUUUAACGUAUAGAGAACAUUUUUUUUCCUUAAAUGAAAUGUGAUGAUGGGACCCGAUUACUGUUUUAGAAGAAGUCAUUGUCUUGAAAUCGUGAGAAAUUACCACGUUUCCAUCACUUACCUGUUAGGUCUUCUUACCAGUUGUGUUUUUAUAAUGUUUUUAUUGGAUAUUAUUUAUUAAGUGAAUGCUUUAAAAAAAAAACGGUCCCUUUUCUACCUUUUUUAAACUUUCCCUUCUAUGUUCUUUUUGGGCAGAGGGAUGUUUCUUCAAGCCUGUACAGAGCAGAUUGAGAGUGCAUGUCUCCAAAGCCAUCUUUAUCAGUUUUUUUAAUAAACAGCCAUAACCUCAAGAAAAAUAUAUGACUGCUCCACCACUGAUGUUUAUCGAUUUGAUUUCUUGCAUUAUUUGGUAAACUUGUACACAGAUUAUAAAAUGUUUAAAACAAACAUGAAAUAUUUUUUAACACUUUACUAGAAAAAAAAUUACAAAAAGAAGUAAAAUAAGCUUGAUUUUGAGUGUUGCAGUCAUUGUUUUAAUGGUUUUAAAUUAUUCAUAUUUAGUUCUCUAAAGAUUACACUAACGGACAAUGUUCAUACUAAGGAUAUACAGCUGUGGUUUAUCAAAGGGCUCAAAGAGUGUAAACGUCUACCUGCUGUGGUCACAAUGAAGGAAUUGCCAACAAAAAAAAAAAAAAAAUCCCUCUAGAGAAGAUGUUUUUAUUUUGUCCUGUAACCGUCACUUGUCCAUGAGUUUCCCUACGAGGCAGCCUUUUAAGGUUAUACUUGCAUUGAAAGGUAGGCAUAAGCAGCGUUGGGAUAGGCAUCAUUUUCCAUGGCACUGGUGUUAAUCAAGUCACUCAAAGUUGCUGGAUAAAGCUGUUUUUCUGUUGGCACUCAAUUUGUGAUGGCCAUAUUGAGCACAGCAUACAAUACAAUACAAUACAGUAUUUGCAAUUUCAAAGACUAAUCAAAGGUCAUCUGUGGUCAUUUUUCAUUUAUGCAUUUCCUUUGUGGAUGUAAAUGUGGAAACUGAAGUGUAUGCCUGCCAGUUAAUGGUGGUCUGAUUUAAUCAUGUCAAGCUGUCUUUUGACUCCAUACCUUCAGACUAAAUGUUUAUAAUCAAUACAUGAGUCAUGAAAAAUGUUUGCGUGUUCUUUAAUUGUGUAAAAUUGUAGACGGGUUGUUGGCAUACCUCCACUACAGGGUCAUGAGAUUGAAGCGCAAUACUGUCUAAUCUGAAUUGUUUAAAUUUUGUUUUUGGCCAAAAUAGCUGAAGAAGUGCUGUUUGUUGGCAACAGAAUCUGGUAGCAUAUGUACAUUAACUGAUGGUAGGCUUUAUAUGGUUUGGAUUGUAUAGGGUUACUGCAUUUAACCUGCUUUCUCAUCAGUUUGUAAUGAAAAACUCUAUUUUAGGCAUCUCACAGUAAUGCAGUACAACAGAUCAGCCACACAACUGUAAAAAUAUGUUUGCUGUCUUGAUAGAUGGAAGAUAUGCUGAAAGAAAACAUCUGCUCAGGCAGCAGAUGUUUUAUGUGCUGUUCAACUCUUAGUUGUAACAGGGAAACAGUAAAUGCACUGAAUAUUUAUAUCUGUGGGUUUGCCUACACUGCAGUUGACAAAGUGUUACCAAUAUAAUUGUUAGACUAUUAGAAUAGAUGUACAAUUUAACAUUGCCAUUUUUGAAAAUGAUUUUUAUUUA
Molecule: messenger RNA, 4032 nt
Organism: Monopterus albus (swamp eel)
Lineage: Eukaryota; Metazoa; Chordata; Actinopteri; Synbranchiformes; Synbranchidae
Gene: ccnt1
Product: cyclin T1
Exons: 9
Coding region: 68-2140 (690 amino acids)
Biological process (GO): regulation of transcription by RNA polymerase II
Molecular function (GO): cyclin-dependent protein serine/threonine kinase regulator activity
Source: RefSeq, a predicted model, not a curated record